This is a messenger RNA of Calliphora vicina (urban bluebottle blowfly), 1703 nucleotides long. Its product is annotated as DNA-directed RNA polymerase II subunit Rpb4. The coding region runs from base 113 to 1696 and encodes 527 amino acids. Gene Ontology annotation, cellular component: RNA polymerase II, core complex; nucleus; SAGA-type complex. The record is from RefSeq and is a predicted model, not a curated record. Lineage: Eukaryota; Metazoa; Arthropoda; Insecta; Diptera; Calliphoridae. Gene Ontology annotation, biological process: chromatin remodeling; transcription initiation at RNA polymerase II promoter; regulation of transcription by RNA polymerase II. Gene Ontology annotation, molecular function: translation initiation factor binding; chromatin binding; transcription coactivator activity. The transcript is spliced from 5 exons.
UUGCACUCGUUUUUCGAGGAAAAGUGAAAAUUUUUAAUAAAAUAGAAUUUCAAUUAAAAAUCGUAAUUUAUUUAAUAAUUUUUACAAAAAAUCUAAAUUAAACCUUAGCAAAAUGUCUUUUAUGAAUCCCGUUGAUAUGGUGGAAGAAGAUGCUGCCGAUUUGCAGUUUCCCAAAGUUCGCGGCGUAUCGAAAAAGAAAUGUAAAAAGAAAUUAAUUAAGGCUUUGGUGACACCGGAGACUAAAUAUUUGGUUGCCUCCUAUAAUCCCCAACACUUUAACAAUCGCUUGGAACAGCAAAUACAACAUUCAACUACAGUAGAAGACUUAAAGAACAACUAUAGACAUGAUCAUCAAUGUGCAUGUUGCCAUUUGGCUUUGCAAGAACCCUAUGUAAAAUGUGCCGAUUGUUCAGCAGAAUUAUGUCUGCAAUGUUUUGCUAAAGGAAGGGAAACCAUAAAACAUUACAAUAAUCAUGCUUAUAUUAUCAUAAAAGAUGAUAUACAAAUAUUUCCCGGUCCUGGCAAUUGGACAGCACGAGAUGAACGUGUACUCCUGAACAGCCUACAAACUCAAGGUUAUGGUAAUUGGGAGGCAGUGGCCAAAUCAUUGCAAUAUCGUUAUUCGGUGUCAGAAUGUCGCCAACAUUAUCAUGAUAAUUAUUUUGGUGGGAUAUUUGAGCGUUUACUGGGCCUGCAACAUGCAACUCAAACUUAUAUGCCCGAAAAUAUGCCAUAUGUGGUAAAAAUGCGUUCAGUAAAUCCACCCAGACAUGAUGAUAUUACCUCCAUGCAAUUCAAAAUGAUGGCUGGUUAUCGGUGUGCACGUGGAGACUUUGAUACACCCUACGAUGUAACAGCCGAAAGUCUUUUGACCACCAUAUGCGAAUCGGAAAAUAAUCUACGUAAUAUUCCUGCCAUCGAAGGGCCGGCUGGGGAUCAGACAGCUUUGUGUGUAGAGGAACUGAAAUUAGCUAUAGUAAGAUCCUAUAAUCAUCGUUUAAGAGAGCGUCAACGUCGUUAUAAAAUUAUGCGAGAUCAUGGUUUGAUAAUGGCAAAUCGUUGCCUGGGUUGGAUUACAAAAUAUGCAGAUGCUUUGCGUUCAGAACAGAAUUGUAAACGGUUUUUGGCCUUUAUGCAGCUGUGUGAACCGGUGAAAUUUGAUUUGCUAAUGGAGGGUUUAAAAUAUUUUAGUGAUUUACAAAAGACCAUAUUUCGUUUGUACGAACUGCGGCAAAAUGGUGUACGCAGCAUGGUUGGUGGUUCUUUAUAUUUUAAAUUGAAAAAGAAACGUAUGUACGAACAACGAGAACGUGUUAAAAAUGAACGGCAACGUUGUCAAUACGAUUGGCGUAAAUUGAUACCAAACGGCAACACAACAACACUGGAAACAUUUGGCGGCACCUAUUUUAUAACACCCACUACAAAUGCAAUGCCCAGAAAAAAAGCAGCCCCCAUGGAUGUAUAUGGUUUACCCGGCUUUGCCAAACUCAGUGAAGAGGAACGUAAACUGUGCAGUGUGGCCCGCAUUGUGCCACAGGCAUAUUUAGAUUAUAAAAAUAUUUUAGUGGCUGAAAACUCUAAAGUGGGACAUUUACGUUUGGCCGAUGCCCGUCGUUUAAUUAAAAUCGAUGUGAAUAAGACUCGUCAAAUUUAUGAUUUUCUUAUAGAACAUGGUCAUAUUAAUAAACCUAAUUGAAAAUUUA